AUGGCACAGAAGAGCAGCGGCCUAAUGCGAAUGUGCGGAGUUCUCUUAGUGAUCUCAUUUCUGCCACGUGAAAUGACAAGCUCUGUUUUGACGGUGAAUGGUAGAACCGAGAGCCAUACUCUGAACACUCAGGUGGGCUCCGAAGCAUCUCUGAUGUGUGCUGUUCAGAACCACACGGGGGAUGAAGGACUUCUCUGGUUCCGAGAAGAGGGGGCAGUGGAUUUGAAGUCUGAAAACAGCAUCAAUUCCAGCGCCAUCUGUGUGACUUCCAUCACUGAAGACGACAAUGGAGUCACCUUCACCUGCAGGCUGCAGAGGGACCAGUCGGUGUCCAUCUCCGUGGUGCUGGACGUUCCUUUUCCUCCUCUCCUAAGUGGAGAUGACUACCAAACAGUUGAGGAAGGCAGUGCUGCGAAGCUGGUUUGCAAUGUGAAAUCCAACCCCCAGGCUCUGAUGAUGUGGUACAAAGACAGCAGCAACCUGAUCUUAGAGAAAAACCACCACCAAGUCCAACAGACAAGUGAGUCUCUUCAGUUGUCAUUCACCAAAGUCAAGAAAUCUGACAAUGGAACCUACAGCUGUAUUGCAUAUUCACCUUGGGGAAUAAAGACAAAGGACUUUCACCUCGUUGUCAAAGAGAGAGGUUCGACUGUACCAAUAGAACCCAUUAUUGCUGCAAUUGUUGUGGUCUUUCUGACAUUGUGCUUUGGACUGAUUGCCAGAAGAAAAAGAAUAAUGCAGUGCUGCAUAAAGGGUGAAGAUCCUCAAAGAGAAACAGCUCUAUGA
Molecule: messenger RNA, 786 nt
Organism: Pipistrellus nathusii (Nathusius's pipistrelle)
Lineage: Eukaryota; Metazoa; Chordata; Mammalia; Chiroptera; Vespertilionidae
Source: the annotation of a GenBank genome assembly